Messenger RNA from Arvicanthis niloticus (Nile rat), 5703 nucleotides. RefSeq names its product transmembrane and coiled-coil domain family 1 (gene Tmcc1). Gene Ontology annotation, biological process: endosomal transport; endosome fission; endosome membrane tubulation. NCBI's taxonomy places the organism in Eukaryota, Metazoa, Chordata, Mammalia, Rodentia, Muridae. Gene Ontology annotation, cellular component: endomembrane system. The record is from RefSeq and is a predicted model, not a curated record.
GGGGGGUGGUCGGGGCGGGGAUGGACCGGGCGCGGCGGCGGCAGCUGCAGGAGCCGGCGCUGGAGACCGAGCCGCGGCGCUGGCGGAGACGCCGGCUGUCCGUCGUCUCUCCACCGCUUCUCCUAAAAGGACAUCAGUGCCCCCAGGACGUGCUUGAGGGAGAGCAAUGAAGGUAGGCAUGAAACCUCCAUUUCUCAGCUGCAUGCAUACCCACUCUUGAAGCAAAUGCCUACCUAAUUUGACAGUCUCAGUGUGUUUAAACUGUUUGAGUUUGCAAAUAAGCUUGUUAAGCUCACUGAUGGAGCCUUCCGGCAGUGACCAGUCAUAUGAGGACCCUGAUCCUGGAGGCAGGUCCCAAGAUGCAGAAGCCAGGAGGCAGACAGAAUCAGAGCAAAAGUUAUCUAAAAUGACCCACAAUGCUUUGGAGAACAUUAAUGUGAUUGGCCAAGGCUUGAAGCAUCUCUUCCAGCACCAGCGCAGGAGGUCAUCAGUGUCUCCACACGAUGUGCAGCAGAUUCAGACAGAUCCAGAGCCUGAGGUGGAUCUGGACAGUCAGAACGCAUGUGCUGAGAUUGAUGGUGUCUCCACCCAUCCCACAGCUCUGAAUCGUGUUCUCCAGCAGAUCCGAGUGCCACCCAAGAUGAAGAGAGGGACAAGCUUACAUAGUAGGCGGGGCAAAUCAGAAGCCCCAAAGGGAAGUCCCCAAAUCAACAGGAAAUCUGGCCAGGAGGUGGCAACUGUUAUACAGUCAGGUCGACCUAGGUCUUCAUCCACAACUGAUGCUCCUACCAGCUCUUCUGUGAUGGAAAUAGCUUGUGCUGCUGCUGUGUGUGUACCUGGAGAGGAGGCAACUGCAGAACGGAUCGAGCGUUUGGAAGUAAGCAGCCUCGCCCAGACUUCCAGUGCCGUGGCCUCCAGCACCGAUGGCAGCAUCCACACAGAGUCUGUGGAUGGAAUACCAGAUCCUCAGCGCACAAAAGCUGCCAUUGCACACCUGCAGCAGAAGAUCCUAAAGCUCACAGAACAGAUCAAGAUUGCACAGACGGCCCGAGACGACAACGUUGCUGAAUACUUGAAGCUUGCCAACAGUGCAGACAAGCAGCAGGCUGCUCGCAUCAAACAGGUGUUUGAGAAGAAAAACCAGAAAUCUGCGCAGACCAUUCUCCAGCUGCAAAAGAAACUUGAGCAUUACCACCGAAAGCUCCGUGAAGUGGAACAGAAUGGGAUCCCCCGGCAGCCCAAGGAUGUCUUCAGGGACAUGCACCAGGGUCUGAAGGAUGUGGGUGCAAAGGUGACUGGCUUCAGUGAAGGUGUAGUGGACAGUGUCAAAGGUGGAUUUUCCAGCUUCUCCCAGGCUACCCAUUCAGCAGCAGGGGCUGUCGUCUCCAAACCCAGAGAGAUUGCCUCACUGAUUCGGAACAAAUUUGGUAGUGCAGACAAUAUCCCUAACCUGAAAGACUCAUUAGAGGAAGGACAAGUGGAUGAUGGGGGAAAGGCUUUAGGAGUGAUUUCAAACUUUCAGUCAAGUCCAAAAUAUGGUAGUGAGGAAGAUUGUUCUAGUGCCACUUCAGGCUCAGUAGGAGCCAACAGUACCACUGGGGGCAUUGCUGUAGGAGCAUCCAGCUCCAAAACGAACACCCUAGACAUGCAGAGCUCAGGGUUUGAUACACUACUGCAUGAGAUCCAGGAGAUCCGGGAAACCCAGGCCAGACUGGAGGAAUCCUUCGAAACCCUCAAGGAGCAUUAUCAGAGGGACUACUCCUUAAUAAUGCAGACCUUACAGGAAGAGCGAUAUAGAUGUGAACGACUAGAAGAGCAACUGAAUGACCUAACAGAGCUCCACCAGAAUGAGAUCCUGAACUUAAAGCAGGAGUUGGCCAGCAUGGAAGAGAAAAUUGCCUAUCAGUCAUAUGAACGGGCCCGGGAUAUCCAGGAAGCUCUGGAGGCCUGUCAAACCCGCAUUUCCAAGAUGGAACUGCAGCAGCAACAGCAGCAGGUGGUGCAACUGGAAGGGCUGGAGAAUGCCACUGCCCGAAACCUUCUGGGCAAACUCAUCAACAUCCUCCUUGCUGUCAUGGCAGUCCUCUUGGUGUUUGUGUCCACAGUAGCCAACUGUGUGGUCCCCCUCAUGAAGACACGCAACAGGACGUUCAGCACUUUAUUCCUCGUGGCUUUCAUUGCCUUUCUCUGGAAGCACUGGGAUGCCCUCUUCAGCUACGUGGACCGGCUCUUCUCACCCCCCAGAUGAUGCUGGCACAGAAAAGCAGUGCUCCUCACCGUCUGGCGAGUGCAUGCCAAGAGAGCUAGACAGCGGCAUUACCCACUCUGAAGUUUUCUACAAGAGAGUUGAGUGAAUCUGUUUACAUUUAGAAUAAUGUUUUUUUCUUCAAGAGACGCAAUUGCAAUAGUAUUUUUUAGAUUUUAUCCAAGAAGUUUUUUGGGAAAAAAUCUUGGAUCAUUUUUAUGUAGCAUGAUUUUCCUUGGGAUGCAAAUAUGAAACAGUCCUUUAACAUAAACAAUCUGCAACACACUGAAGGGCAUUCUGCAUUGAAGCUUGGAGAACUGCACUAAACCCACUAAACAGAUGCAAAAACCUGACCAGGCCCAACACCCACCCUGCCUGGGCUCCUCUCCUCAUCCAGACUAACUCUACUGUGAAGUCCCACCACAUUCCAAGUUGGAAUUUUAGAUUCAGGGUGGAUUUUCUCUGCCGUGGAAGAACACAGGCAUCUCCCUAGCUUUCUCACGCUAACCCUGAAGUAUGAUCACUUCUGAACCCCCUCCUUUCGUAACUGCCGGGAUUGGAAGCAAGAGCGUCAAGCCCAUCGGAUGACUGCACAGUCCUGCCAGUGUUGUGAAGUAGCCCGUAAUCCUAACUUUUAAGCAAAAUCCCUUGGCCGCACUUUUAAGGUUUGGUUGUUUUUUAUAUAUGUGUGUGUAUAGUUACCAACUUAAAAUAAAAAAUCCGAACAACAUACUUGAAGAAUGUAAUACUCAAACUCUCAGUGCUUCCUUAUAAUUUCUAAUAGAAUUUUUUAUUAUUGUUAUUAUUAUUAUUGGGGUUUUUUUGGUUGGUUGGUUGGUUGGUUGGUUGGUCGGGUUUUCUUUUGGGGAGGGUGGAGGGCCUGGGUUGGGAGGGUCUUUUAUUUUCUCCUCUGAAAUAAAGCAGUGAUGUUUUCAAACGAAGCCGUGUGAAUAUUUCAGUGUGCUGCUCCCUGGUGUCGUGAGACAGUUGAGUUGGAGACUGCUGCCAGUGCUGCCCUCUGCCACCCUGGGGCUGCCCCGGCUCUCUGGUCUUCAUCACCCACACAGCACCGUCUCCCCGGCUUGGCUUGGUUAGAAUGGUGAGGGGUUUACAGGGUAAGGGGACAAGACUAUACAGACUAGCGUGGUAGGACUGGAUUUUUUUCCCCCCAAGUAAAUGUUCACCCUGUGACCUUGGGCUGGGAUUCUCUUUAGGAAAAAAGGCUACUAUGUUUGUUAUGAGAGUCGUAAAUAACUCCCUGUGUUUGCUUAAUUUAUUGUUUAACACCCCCUAACUGCCGAAACCAAAGUGAUACGGAGUCUUCUUGUCUGCAUUUUGGCCUCAGCAUCAUUAACUUCAAAGCUUUAUUCUGUCUGCCUGAGAGGAUCCACUGAAGAUGAUUCUCCCAAAAAGCAGAAAAGGAAAUGUCAGGUUACAAGGACCCAAGUUGUAGGUGCACACUUUUGCAAGCUUCCGACUAACCCAGACUGACUUACAGCAAUCUAACUGCUCAGUGGCUGUUUAGAGACACUCUAGAAGAUAAGCCGAGCUUGGACCUCAUCCUAUAGCCAGUUCCAUCACUCAGGUGGAGCCUGAAUCAAACCUUCAGAGCAAACUUCAGAGCCUGAUUAAUCUCAUAUCAUUGGAGGUCACAAACGCCAUUUCCAGUGGCCUCUUUCUGUGUGCCCACAUGAUGCAAUGGGGUCAUGUACUAUGCCCUAGACAAAGAAGUAUGUUUUGCCUAUCUCCCCAUACCAGGACCUUCUUUCAGAACUAGGGUAGUAUUGCCCUGUCUGUUGGAAAGAAUGGUUUACAUAGCAGCUCCAGCCUCCUUUUGCUUUGGCCAGCUGGCCUUCUCACGUUGAUAUUUUAACUCAGGUACCCAGUCUUCACUCCAUCCCCGGAUGCUUGUUCACCUCAUAAUGAGCACCUAGAGCAAGGACCAAAAGAAAAAAACUAAUUAAAACCAAUGCAUAUCCAUGCCAAAACAAAUGGUCCCCAAGCCUGUUUAAAAGGUUAACUUUGCCUGAAGAUACUAAAGCAGCUUCAGGCAAGAGUGCCACAGAACACUAUGACCUUGCUGGGCUAGCAUUUGCUGCUAUAAUUUAGUUGCUCUGUUAUAGAAGAGAACCCCAUGGGGCUGUGGGAGAGACAAUCCAGUGGCAGCCCACUGGCUUCUCUAACCAUUCCACAAGAACCCUCCCCUCGCCCCCCAAAAUGCCACUGUGAUCCAUAAGCUGAAGUUGUUUCUAAUGCCUAAAGGCAGUUUCUGUUGAAAGAAGAGUCUGGAGCUUCAAAGAGACAGGCAGACCUGCACUGAUUCUCCUCCUUCCUCUAGCACUGUCUUGGGAAGGUCCUUCAGUUCAGGACAGGCCCUGUCACGGCCUCUUGCUAUCUUACUCCUGCUUGCUCACCAGGCCCACAGUUGUCUGCACUCAGUGCUGUUUGUAACACAUCCGUUAUCCUGCCUACCUGUACUUUUUGCUGCCCAUCCCUGUUGCCUUUGAGUUUCUGGCUGUCCUCAGAAUCUCUUUUCUAUUCAUGGCCCUUCUAUAGCCUUGAUCUGAGAGAAGCUUGCCCAUAAUUUAAUGCUUCUUUUCCUUAAAAAUAAAAAAUUUAAAUCCCACUAAAGUGAAGCAUUUCUUGAUUCCCUUGUCCAUGUUGGUGCCUAGCCCAGGUGAGUGAGGCUGCCUGCGUUGGCCUGGGUGACUUGUGGUUGUAGAAUUGGCCGUCACUCUGCACUGUUGAUGGCUGCCUGCUCCAGUUUCAGGUCCUUUGUAUAAUCAGUAUGUCCCAGCAUUGAAGGCUUUCUACUCCUUAAGAGGUACAGUUGGGUCCAUCGCUGACAGUGUUUCUUUAGCCCCAUCCCAAUUGGCAUAAAACAUUUGUCACCAGAACAGUAGGGUAAAGCCUUCCUCACCAGCCGUGUCUUGACUGUGAGCAUGCUUUAGUGUGGUCUUCACUGUGUUUGGUUUUGUUUCUGAUUUUGUGUUCUAAGGUACUCAGAUCCUGGAUUCUGAGUAAGUUCCAGUGUUCUAGCCUUGAAGCCUUGGACAAUACACAUUUCAAACAAAACCAAAUGCUGUCGUAGACAAGCCAGCACAGGAAAAUGAUGGUUCCCACAGCACCCCCAAUCAAACUGGGACUUUGAAUGUGGCUCCACAAGUUAAACAUUUCUGUGUGUUGUGUAUGCUAGGCGAUACCCUCAGAAGGGACUGACUACUAGACUGUAAGUGUGUUUUAUACAAGUGUGUAAGACUAAGACUCACGUGCACGAAUCGAAGAGUAAAGAGACAAUACUUGUGAACGUGUGAACGUUAACACUGUAGUUGCUAGAUCUUAAGCUGCUAACUGUGGAGAGAGAAUCCAGUUAUGUUCUGUCUGGCUGCUGUGGCUUCUCAGUGGCACCUUUGCUGUACAUAAAAUGGAAAUAAAGAUCUCAGCUAGAAACCUGCCAA